AAUAUAAGAAAAUGUUAGAAAAACGUUUAGCUUUAGCUGUAUUACAACGUAAUUGUCGUAAAUAUUUAUCAUUACGUAAUUGGCCAUGGUGGAAAUUAUAUACAAAAGUUAAACCAUUAUUAUCUGUUGCAAGACAAGAAGAUGAAAUGAAAAAACUUGAAGAAGAAUUUAAAACACUUAAAGAAUCUUUAGAAAAAGAAGAAAAAUUACGAAAAGAAGUUGAAGAUAAUAAUGGAAAAUUAAUUCGAGAAAAAAAUGAUUUACUUCAACAAUUGGAAUCUGAACGAGUUGGUUCAUCAGAAGCUGAAGAACGUUAUACACGCUUAGUAACACAAAAAGCUGAUCUUGAACAACAAAUCAAAGAUUUAGAAGAUCGUUUUAGUCAAGAAGAAGAAAGUGCUCAACAAUUAAAUAAUAAGAAAAAGAAACUUGAACAAGAAAUUGAUUCAUUGAAAAAAGAUAUUGAUGAUAUGCGUUUAAAUUUACAAAAAUCUGAACAUGAAUGUAAACAACGUGAUACACAAAUUCAUACAUUACAAGAUGAAAUAGCUCAUCAAGAUGAAAAUAUUGCAAAAUUAACACGUGAACGUAAACGUCUUGAAGAACAAAAUGCUAAAACAACAGAACAAUUACAAGCUGAAGAAGAUAAAGUUAAUCAUUUAAAUAAAUUAAAAACUAAACUUGAACAAACACUUGAUGAAUUAGAAGAUAGUUUAGAACGUGAAAAGAAAGCACGUGUUGAUUUAGAUAAAUCAAAACGAAAACUUGAAACUGAUUUAAAAACAUUACAAAGUAAUUUAGAAGAAGUAGAUAAAUCAAAACGUGAAUUACAAGAAGCACUUAAACGUAAAGAUCAAGAAAUUCAACAAAUGGGUGGACGUCUUGAAGAUGAACAAGGACAAGCAACAAGUCUUGGAAAGAAAAUCAAAGAAUCACAAGCACGUAUUGAAGAAUUAGAAGAAGAACUUGAAAGUGAACGACAAGCAAGAACAAAAGCAGAAAAACAACGAGCUGAUUUAGCAAGAGAAAUUGAUGAAAUGGGUGACCGUUUAGAAGAAGCUGGUGGUGCAACAACAUCACAAGUUGAAAUGAAUAAAAAACGUGAAUCAGAAUUACAAAAACUUCGUCGAGAUUUAGAAGAAGCUAAUCUUCAACAUGAAGCUACAGCUGCACAAUUAAGAAAGAAACAUCAAGAUGCUGUUACUGGUAAAAUAA
Molecule: messenger RNA, 1215 nt
Organism: Rotaria sordida
Lineage: Eukaryota; Metazoa; Rotifera; Eurotatoria; Philodinida; Philodinidae
Source: the annotation of a GenBank genome assembly